This is a messenger RNA of Tetrapisispora phaffii CBS 4417, 1293 nucleotides long. RefSeq names its product dihydroorotate dehydrogenase 2. The record is from RefSeq and is a predicted model, not a curated record. The coding region runs from base 1 to 1293 and encodes 430 amino acids. The transcript has a single exon. Gene Ontology annotation, biological process: pyrimidine ribonucleotide biosynthetic process; 'de novo' pyrimidine nucleobase biosynthetic process. Gene Ontology annotation, molecular function: dihydroorotate dehydrogenase activity. Gene Ontology annotation, cellular component: cytoplasm; mitochondrial inner membrane. NCBI's taxonomy places the organism in Eukaryota, Fungi, Ascomycota, Saccharomycetes, Saccharomycetales, Saccharomycetaceae.
AUGUUUUCAAGAACUUUCUUUAAAAGUAACACUAGCCAUGUUUUGAGAUCAUCCAUGUUGCCUGUUAAAGGGGUAAAACUUGGUUUAGGUUUAGCUGCUGGUUGUUUUGGGUACUAUUAUGUUAUGAACUCUAGAUCAGCAAUUCAUGAAUACGUCAUUUGUCCAUUAAUUAGGUUUGUUACUCCUGAUGCAGAAAAUGGCCAUAAGUUAGGUAUAUGGUGUUUGAAGUAUGGAUUAGCUCCAAAGUUAUUCUUUGAUAAGGAUCCAGAAUUACUACAUGUGAAUGUUUUUGGUAAAACUUUAACAAAUCCUGUUGGUUGUGCAGCUGGUCUAGAUAAGGAUGCAGAAGCAAUCGAUGGGAUUUUAUCAGGUGGGUUUGGGUAUAUGGAAGUUGGGACUGUAACACCUCUAUCUCAACCAGGUAACCCAAGACCAAGAUUCUUCAGAUUACCAAAGGAUGAAGCGGUUAUUAACAGAUAUGGUUUUAAUUCUGCUGGUCAUGAAGUUAUGUUCGAUAAUUUAAUGCAAAGAAUAAGUAAGUUUGUUAAUAGUUAUUCUUCCAAGGACAAACAAGCAUCUAAUUUGUCUUUGAACGAAAAUAAAUUAUUGGGCAUUAACUUAGGUAAAAAUAAAACUGGUGACGAAGUACAAGAUUAUUUGAAAGGUGUUGAAAGAUUUCAAUCUUUAGCUGAUGUGUUAGUUAUCAACGUUUCAUCUCCAAAUACCCCAGGUUUACGUGACCUUCAAAAUGAAAAGAAAUUGACAAAUUUAUUGACUCAAAUCGUUAAAAAAAGAGAUUCACUCAUUGACCAAGGUAACGCAUUAGGUGCUAAAGAACAUAAACCACCAAUUCUUGUGAAAAUUGCCCCUGACUUGGCAGAGCCUGCUUUGCAGAGCAUUGUCGAAGCAGCUAAGACAUCAAAAAUAGACGGUAUCAUUGUCUCCAAUACUACCAUUGAAAGACCAGAAACUUUAAAGACAACCGAUAACCAACUAAUCAAUCAACCUGGUGGGUUAUCAGGUAAACCAUUGAAAAUAUAUUCCCUAAAUGCGCUAAGAAACGUCGCAAAGUACACUAAAGACAGUAACUUAGUUCUUGUUGGAUGUGGCGGUAUUUCUUCGGGAAAGGAUGCCAUUGAAUUUGCCAAGGCAGGUGCUACUUUUGUUCAAGUGUAUACGGCUUAUGCCUAUAAAGGACCAGGCUUAAUUGCCAACAUCAAGGAUGAAAUAACAGAAGAGCUACAGAAAGAAGGAAAGACUUGGACUGAAAUUAUUGGCUCAGAUUUGAAAUAG